CUGCUGGGUCAGUGUAAUGCCGUCUAUAAAUAAUAACAGAGUCAAAACAGCCACAGCGAGUACAAGAGAGGGGAAACCCACAUCACCAUUUCUCCUUUUCCCGAAUCUGCAGGAAUAAACCAGCGCGCAAAUAAUGUGCUGUUGCCUCGUUCACCUCUCACACUGCUGGCAGACAGUAACCGGCUCUGCUUGUGCACUUUAUUGCGGUAAUCCAUCUGCUCGGGCGCUGCGGCUUGUUGGUAAACACGAAUCGGAUACCGCCUGCGAGGACUCCCUCUGGUGCAUUGAUGCACCCGUUUCAGUGGUGUAACGGGUGCUUCUGUGGUCUGGGACUGGUUUACUCCAACAAGUCGUGUACCAUGCCACCCAUCACCUUCCAGGACCUGCCUCUCAACAUCUACAUGGUCAUCUUCGGGACAGGCAUCUUUGUCUUCAUCCUGAGCCUCAUCUUCUGCUGUUACUUCAUCAGCAAACUACGACACCAAGCCCAGAGUGAGCGCUUUGGAUACAGAGAGGUGGUUUUAAAAGGAGAUCCAAAAAAGUUGAGUCUUCAUGGGCAGACGUGCGCCGUGUGUCUCGAGGACUUCAAAGUGAAAGAUGAGCUGGGAGUGUUGCCAUGCCAACAUGCUUUCCACAGGAAGUGUCUGGUAAAGUGGUUGGAGGUGCGCUGCGUCUGCCCCAUGUGCAACAAACCCAUAGCUGGGCCCCCUGAGCAGCACCACAGCAUAGGGACUCUCCUGGAUGAAUUGGUGUAACAUCUCAAUGCCCGCCAGUUUGGGUGGGACGCGUGUGUCCGGCCAAACCAGCUGGUAAAAGUUAACAACCAACAGGAAGAGGGACAUUGUUUUUGCUGUUAAAAACACAGCAAAAACACCAAGAUGAUGAUGUUAAGUUGGGGUAACCUAGUUACCACCCGGAGAAAGACUACGGAUGAUGAUGUUGCCUAGCAACCAUCUCUGAGAUGGCAGCACAACACCUUGUAGUGUCUGAGAGAUUAUCUCCAGCCACCCACACAUCACCCCACCACUCUUCUUUCAACAUCUCCCUGUUCACCUGUUCCAUCACAUCUUCUCUUGUUGCCUCAAGUGAGGUUAAUGGCACCACUGAAGUGGAAGAGACACAGUUGCAUUUUUCACAACGAUGUGGAAAAGUAAGGAUGACAUGCGCCGGGCAGAAGGCACUGAUCCCCUCUGAGUGUUGUAUGUCAUGGUAUGAGGUUAUCAAAACUCUUGUUAAAUUCUUUCAGACAAAACGUUUUGAGACAAAGCCAUAUAGACAAAUUCAUAUUUUCUGCUCAACAUCCCCGGCAGUAGCACAAUAACAUGUUGACAGUUACACUGCUAAAAAUACAGUCAAAUGUGUGGAGAUGUCUAGAAACAAAGGCCAUAAGAUAAUACGUAAUACUGUUGCCAAAACAUACACAGGGUUGAUUAAAACUGCUUUCAAGUAAAUGGAAAGCUUAUUUUUAAAGACUUAGUGUAAGCAAUUACGUAUUUGGCAUAAAAAAAAUGAUGGAAAAGAUGAAUCCAUGCCAGAACUAAAUUAUUCAUGUUACUUAGAAGAAGCAGCAAAUUCAUCCGUGUUUUCAUCUUUCUCACAAACCAAUUGAUUUGUUUGCUGAUAUGUUGAAAUUAUUACUGUGUAAAAUCCAUAUUGGUGCCAACCUCUACAGUGAUAUCAUGUGUGUUGAUGCUCCAGCUGAUUUUUCCACUGGGAUGUUUUAAUUGUUCAGACAUGUUUUUAUUGUGUUAAUAUAGAUGGACACCUCCUGCCUCUCGCUGUAACAGUUUGGUUCUUUGUUGAAAUAUGUUGAAGAUUUCUUUUAGAUAUUGCACUUUGAAUUCAUGAAAACCCUUGUACUACUAAAAUGUUAGACUAAGGUUUGGAUGCAGCACAGCCGGUCCCUUGUUUUCAGGUGUGGUGAAUCUUUUAUUAAAGCCUAUGAAGCAGCAGAGAUGCUGCUUCAUCUGAAGAUAAGGGAAGCAGCAGUACAGGCCCUCGGUGUUGUUCUGUGAAUUCAUCCGGGAAGCAACUAAAUCUCACUUUCAUAGGCAGCGAUUUUUGUGGCGUUAUUGUUGGUGAUUCUGUUUUACAUUCCUCUGUCGUAGGUUGUUUUUUUGUGAUUUACAGCGAUUCAGACAGCAAAACACUGCCUAAAUUGAGCAAAAAACUCGCAAAGCACAUAUUCCAGAUACAGAAGGCACCUGCACUGUAAUUAAAAGCCAAACACGCAAGGUGAGGCUGUUGAGACCACAUGAGUCCGUGAACCAAGAAAAAAAAAGGCUAUCCUGUUGCAUUUUCGGCACACGAAGAAGAGAAAUGUUCAAUCUGAUUCUGGCCACAUUCCAUAUUUUGUAAUACAACAGUAAAUAACUUGAAACAAUAAUAAAUACAGUUGUCUGUUUUGCCCA
Messenger RNA from Micropterus dolomieu (smallmouth bass), 2411 nucleotides. It is a transcript of the gene rnf122, whose product is annotated as ring finger protein 122. The record is from RefSeq and is a predicted model, not a curated record. Lineage: Eukaryota; Metazoa; Chordata; Actinopteri; Centrarchiformes; Centrarchidae. The transcript is spliced from 7 exons. Bases 288 to 755 code for a protein of 155 amino acids.